Molecule: messenger RNA, 751 nt
Organism: Rhododendron vialii
Lineage: Eukaryota; Viridiplantae; Streptophyta; Magnoliopsida; Ericales; Ericaceae
Product: RING-H2 finger protein ATL22
Exons: 1
Coding region: 56-751 (231 amino acids)
Molecular function (GO): polysaccharide binding
Source: RefSeq, a predicted model, not a curated record
UCUAUGUGACAUAAUUCAGCAAAACCGAAAUUGAGUGAAAGAAAACCAAACAAACAUGUCCAUCUUCUUCUUUGUUCUCUUCUUUCUCCUACACCUAUCCACGGCCCAAGACGAUUGCGCUCCAAAAACAUGCUCCAAACACGGUCCAACGAUCCGCUUCCCUUUCCGCAUCAAGGACAGCCAACCACCUCACUGCGGCUAUCCCGGGUUCGACCUCUCUUGCUCUCCAACCAUCUCCGCCACUCUCCUGAACCUCCCCAAUUCCGUCCAAGUUCUAGUCACCCGUAUCGACUACGAAUCCCAAUCGAUUCGCAUCAAAGACCCAAAUAAAUGCCUCCCGCAACAGCUUCAAAAGCUCAGUCUGUCCACCACCCCCUUUCAAUUUGCAGAUUCCGAGUACAACUUUAGUUUAUUCAGUUGCCCUUCAACGAGACCAGUUGAGUCUUUUGAAGGACCGUGGUGGUCGACUCGGGCCGCUUGCCUCAGUGGCGAUGGCCAUGAAGUUUACGUCAAGUCUAGUGGCAUGAGUAUCUAUUUUCCACCCCGGCUGAUAUCUUGCAGAAAGAUGUAUAAUGUUUGGUCGGUUCCCUAUGAGGUUUUUGAUCAAACAGCUGAUCUGCAGUUGACUUGGCCCCAACGGGUUUGUGGGAAAUGUGAGGCUGAAGGAAUGUUUUGUGGGUUUAUGAGUAACAGCACCAGUGAUGAAUUUGAAUGCUUCAAUCCACCUAGAAAAGGUACCCUUUUUCUCUAG